AUUAUGAAAUAAUGAAGUAAAAGAAAGGCAAUUUUUCAAAAGGAGAACACUCUUCCUUUGCAUAGAACUCCACAAAGACCACAUUGUCAAGUGUCACCUCUCUCUCUCUCUCCGUACCUUGCUGCUUCAUCCAAUGGCGUUUUUGAAACUUCACUCUCUUUGCAUUCUCUGCAUCUUCUUGGCCUUACCCUUCACUGCUGCACUCACCGAGUCGUUGUCUUCGUCUUCGGCUUCUGCUUCUUCUUCUACUGAUGUUGGACUUCUGCUGGGAAAGAUCAAAGCUUCACUGCAAGGUAACUCUGAAAAUCUUUUGCUCUCUUCGUGGAACUCCUCCGUUCCUCUUUGCCAAUGGCGAGGCCUCAAAUGGGUCUUUUCAAAUGGUUCCCCUCUCUCUUGCUCUGACCUCUCUGCACCAGAAUGGACCAAUCUUUCACUUUAUAAAGACCCAUCUUUGCACUUGCUUUCUCUCCUGCUCCCAUCUGCUAAUCUCACAGGUUCACUUCCUAGAGAGCUUGGUGAGUUCUCUAUGCUUCAAAGUUUGUAUCUUAACAUUAAUUCGCUGACUGGAACCAUCCCUCUUGAGCUCGGUUACAGCUCUUCGCUAUCUGAUAUUGAUUUGAGUGACAAUUUGUUUACUGGGGUUUUAGCUCCAUCUAUCUGGAAUCUAUGCGAUAGAUUAGUUUCACUUAAACUUCAUGGUGAUUCAAUAUCUGGGUCUCUCCCUGAACCUGCAUUGCCCAACUCUACUUGCAAGAAUAUGCAGUUUCUUGACUUGGGUAGCAACAAGUUUUCUGGGAAUUUCCCUGAAUUUUUGACUCGUUUCCAAGGGCUCAAGGAGCUCGAUCUUUCUAAUAACAUGUUUUCGGGCUCUAUCCCUCAGAGUUUAAGUGCGUUGAGCCUUGAAAAAUUGAAUCUUUCACACAAUAAUUUCAGUGGGAUGUUGCCUGUUUUUGGUGAAUCAAAGUUUGGUGUGGAGGUUUUUGAAGGUAACGAUCCUAGUCUUUGUGGGUUACCUUUAAGGAGCUGUAGCGGAGGUUCAAGAUUGACCUCAGGAGCAAUUGCUGGUAUGGUGAUUGGAUUAAUGACUGGAGUUGUAGUUUUGGUCUCAUUAUUAAUUGGCUAUAUGCAAAACAAGAAGAGGAAAGGUAGGGAAGAGAGUGAAGAUGAAUUAGAGGAAGGAGAAGAUGAAGAAAAUGGUGGUAAUGGAGGUGAAGGGAAGCUAAUUUUGUUUCAAGGCGGCGAGCAUUUGACAUUAGACGAUGUUUUGAAUGCAACUGGUCAAGUAACUGAGAAGACGACAUAUGGGACUGUUUAUAAGGCAAAGCUUGCUGAUGGAGGCACAAUUGCUUUGAGGUUAUUGAGAGAAGGUAGUUGCAAAGAUAGGAGUUCUUGCUUACCAGAGAUAAAGCAACUGGGAAAGAUUCGACAUGAAAACUUGAUUCCUUUGAGAGCUUUCUAUCAGGGGAAAAGGGGGGAGAAGCUGCUCAUAUAUGAUUAUCUUCCAAAUAAAAACCUUUAUGAUCUCUUACAUGAAACUAAAGCAGGAAAACCAGUGUUGAACUGGGCUAGGCGGCACAAGAUUGCAUUGGGUAUAGCCAGGGGACUAGCAUAUCUUCAUACAGGCCUUGAGACACCCAUUACACAUGGAAACGUGAGAUCCAAAAAUGUGCUUGUGGAUGAAUUUUUUGUUGCCAGGCUUACUGAAUUUGGGCUUGACAAGCUAAUGGUCCCAGCUGUGGCUGAUGAAAUAGUGGCACUUGCAAAAACUGAUGGUUACAAAGCUCCAGAGCUUCAGAGGAUGAAGAAAUGCAAUUCCAGAACAGAUGUUUUUGCAUUUGGAAUACUUUUGCUUGAGAUUUUGAUUGGCAAAAAACCUGGGAAAAAUGGAAGAAACGGUGAUUUUGUGGACUUGCCUUCAAUGGUGAAAGUGGCAGUUUUGGAGGAAACAACAAUGGAAGUUUUUGAUGUGGAGCUUUUGAAGGGGAUAAGGAGUCCAAUGGAAGAAGGAUUGGUUCAGGCGCUGAAACUCGCAAUGGGAUGCUGCGCUCCGGUGCCUUCAGUUAGACCUACCAUGGAAGAAGUUGUGAAGCAAUUGGAAGAGAACAGACCUAGAAACCGCUCUGCUUUGUACAGUCCAACCGAAACAAGGAGCGAAAUCGGUACCCCUUUCUAAUUAAGCUUUGCUUUUCAUUUUAAAUUAGCUCUUUAUCAGUUAUGCAUUAACUGGGGCAGUGGUAGCUGAUGCUUGUAAUGUUGUUUUCUCAUAUUUGUGUAAUAGAGAAUCAAUUUCUGUGUC
Messenger RNA from Manihot esculenta (cassava), 2296 nucleotides. Its product is annotated as putative kinase-like protein TMKL1. Lineage: Eukaryota; Viridiplantae; Streptophyta; Magnoliopsida; Malpighiales; Euphorbiaceae. The transcript is spliced from 2 exons. The record is from RefSeq and is a predicted model, not a curated record. Bases 134 to 2173 code for a protein of 679 amino acids. Gene Ontology annotation, molecular function: ATP binding; protein kinase activity; receptor serine/threonine kinase binding. Gene Ontology annotation, biological process: protein phosphorylation.